AUGCAGAACAAGCUCCUAUAUCUAUCAUGGCUGCCACCUUUCUCACGAUCUGAUAGGAUUUCUGAAUAUGAGGCUGAAUGCAAGCCUGUACAAUGGCAUGAAAAGCAAAUCCGAAGCCUGGAUGGUACCAAAUUGGCUGUCUGUGAAGGGUACAUACCCAGUAAGGAUGACCAAAAGCCAGUCACUGCUGGGAAGAAAGCAAGAUCAGUCGUAAUUUGCUACUUCCAAGGCAAUGGAGGCUCGACCCCUCUUCGAUUGCCACUUCUUUCACAAGUUCUAAGGACUGUCUCGACAAUAUCAAAGACGACGUCGUCAUCCCACGAUACCAAGUUCAUCAUCGUCGCCCUGUCAUACCGUGGCUACUGGACAUCUUCAGGCCGCGCAACACAACCAGGGAUUGAACUGGAUGCCCAGGCAUUCCUAAACUGGGUAUCUGAAACAUAUUCAUCUCCCGAGACUGAUCUACAACUCAUUCUGUGGGGACACAGCCUCGGCUCAUCCGUCGCAAGCUCCGCGCUAUCUACAUAUCUCUCCCAGCGCGAGAAAAGAAAAUCCAACAACGAUACAAGGCUUGCACCGGUAUCGGGGUUGGUCAUGGAAGCACCAACUUCGAAUAUCAAGGACAUGCUUAUCAGCUUAUACCCCCAGCGAUGGCUUCCGUACCGAUAUCUAUGGCCAUUUUCGUGGAAUACUUGGUGCAAUGCAACAAAUUUGAGGCAACUGGCUGAGUGGAGAGAUGGCAACCCACAAAAUGCCGACCCGGUCCCGCCUAUAUUCAUCCUGGCUGCCGAAAAUGACGAAGUGAUACCACCAUAUGUGGCCGGCCAGUUAGAGAAGAGAGGUCGAGACCUCGGGCUCGACAUCUCAAGGAAAGAGGUCAAAGGUGCGAUGCAUACGGAGGGACCACUGAAACCAGAUGGCCGAGAAGCACUUGUUGGGUUCGUUCUCGAGACGACUUCGAAGGAAUGA
This is a messenger RNA of Penicillium brasilianum, 969 nucleotides long. The record is from the annotation of a GenBank genome assembly. Lineage: Eukaryota; Fungi; Ascomycota; Eurotiomycetes; Eurotiales; Aspergillaceae.